GCCAACAGCCAGCUAAGCUAAAAAUCCACUCUCUCUCACUCACUAAACCAACAAGACCAACAAGUGCAGAUGAAAGACAAAAUUAUUCUCCUCUCUUUUGUUCCGCUCUGUUAAAUCUCCACCAUUCUCACAUUCUCGAUUGAGAAUGAAGAAUUUCUAGGGUUAUAUUGAACGAAUCAUUUGAUUUGUAAGAAUGGCGUUUUGGUGGCCGUUGAUAGUUCUAGGGUUUGCUUUUCUGAUCUGUAAACUCUUAUUAAUGCUUAUUCCUCCUAAUGUUCCUUCUAUCGAUGUCUACGCUGGUGAUGUGUUGGAUGAUGGAAAUCAAACUAAAGAGAACUAUAUCUAUAUACCAAGAAGGGGGAGAGCAGCACAAACCGAUAGAGUUCGAUGUUAUGAACCUGCAACAAUGAAAUAUUUGGGAGAUUUUCCGGCACUGACAUCUGAUCAGGUAAAAGAGCAUGUGGCGGAUGCCAGGAAGGCACAGAAGGCUUGGGCUAAGAGUACGUUUAAACAAAGGCGUCAAUUCUUAAGGAUACUUUUGAAGUAUAUUAUUGAACAUCAAGAGCUUAUAUGCCAGACAUCCUCAAGGGACACUGGAAAGACAAUGGUUGAUGCUUCUUUGGGCGAGAUAAUGACAACUUGUGAGAAAAUUACUUGGCUUCUUGCGGAGGGUGAGAAGUGGCUAAAGCCCGAAUACCGAUCGUCUGGAAGGGCAAUGAUGCACAAGAGAUCGAAGGUGGAGUUUCAUCCUCUUGGAGUGAUAGGUGCCAUCGUUUCAUGGAAUUAUCCAUUCCAUAACAUUUUGAACCCAAUGCUAGCAGCAAUAUUUUCAGGAAAUGGUGUUGUUGUAAAGGUUUCAGAACAUGCAAGUUGGUCUGGUUGUUUCUAUGCUGGAAUCGUUCAAGCCGCUCUGGCUGCUGUAGGGGCUCCUGAGAAUCUGGUCCAUGUUAUAACAGGAUUUGCAGAAACAGGAGAAGCACUUGUAUCAUCUGCUGACAAAAUCAUUUUUGUUGGAUCCCCUGGUGUCGGUAAGAUGAUCAUGAGAAGCGCUUCAGAGACACUAAUACCAGUCACUCUAGAGCUUGGUGGGAAAGAUGCAUUUAUUGUUUGUGAAGAUGUAGAUGUUCCUCAUGUUGCACAAAUUGCUGCUCGAGGUGUUCUUCAAUCAAGUGGCCAGAACUGUGCUGGUGCUGAGAGAUUUUAUGUUCAUCGGGAUGUUUAUUCUUCAUUUGUAGCUCAAGUAGUCAAAAUCAUAAAAUCUAUUUGUGUUGGUCCUCCAUUAGCUGGAAAGUAUGAUAUGGGUGCAAUAUGUAUGCCAGGGCAUGCUGAGAGGCUCCAAAACCUUGUGAAUGAUGCUGUAGACAAAGGGGCCGAAAUUGUUGGGCGAGGAAGUUUUGGCAAUUUAGGUGAAGAUGCUGUUGACCAGUUCUUUCCACCUACUAUAUUGGUAAAUGUAGACCACACAAUGAAGUUAAUGCAGGAAGAGGCUUUUGGACCAAUAAUGCCGAUAAUGAAGUUUAGCUCCGAUGAAGAGGUUAUUAAGUUGGCUAAUGACUCCAAUUAUGGACUUGGUUGUGCUGUGUUUUCUGGAAAUCAACGGCGUGCAAGAGAAAUAGCUUCCCAGUUAAACUGUGGAGUUGCUGCAAUCAAUGAUUUUGCAUCGAAUUACAUGUGCCAGUCGCUGCCUUUUGGUGGUGUGAAACACAGUGGAUUCGGAAGAUUUGCUGGUAUAGAAGGAUUGCGAGCUUGUUGUCUUGUAAAAUCCGUUGUGGAAGAUAGAUGGUGGCCAUACAUCAAAACCAAGAUACCAAAACCAAUUCAGUAUCCGGUAGCAGAGAACAGCUUUGAGUUUCAAGAGUCCCUUGUAGAAGCACUCUAUGGUUUGAAUAUUUGGGAUAGACUGAGAGCAUUGGUUAACGUCUUAAAGAUCCUCUCAGAAAAGAAGUCUACUACUGCCAAGAAUGCGAGAAGAAACUGACUGGCUCAAAUGUUUGAAGUGUUGCCCCUUUUCCAGAAACAGCUGGUUUCUACACGUUUUAACGAUUUACUUAUCAAUCAGCUUUGAGAUUGAUGAGAUUUUGACAUUUCUUGUUCCCAUCCACUGUCUUCUUACCCUCUCCUCCUCGGCUAAUUAGAUCAUGAACCCUAAGGUCUGAACCUGCGUCUCUCUGUAACAGCUUAUGUUGAUACUCUAUUUUCCUUUGUGGGUAACACGAAUUUGACAUGCUAAAAUUAGUGGUCUUCUUGAUAUUGCAAUUCAACGGGAACCCAUUUCGA
This is a messenger RNA of Papaver somniferum (opium poppy), 2277 nucleotides long. Its product is annotated as aldehyde dehydrogenase 22A1-like. Gene Ontology annotation, molecular function: aldehyde dehydrogenase (NAD+) activity. Bases 194 to 1978 code for a protein of 594 amino acids. NCBI's taxonomy places the organism in Eukaryota, Viridiplantae, Streptophyta, Magnoliopsida, Ranunculales, Papaveraceae. The record is from RefSeq and is a predicted model, not a curated record. The transcript has 14 exons.